AACACUCAAAACUCAGAGUCAGAGCUAAGUGUUGUCUACUUGUCUGUGACGACUCUUCGCUUGUGUGACUUAUAUUCCCGACAACGACGACUCGACGUACGAAUCUAAUAAUUUAUUAUUUUAUAUCUGACUGCCAACAAUGAGUUUUUCACAUAAAGUCAGCGGGAGCAGUAUUCCUUACAUGUCACCCAUGGUAAAUACUAAAGAAUUCUCGUUAAGGGUAUCCAAAAACUCUGAUGUAAAAUAUCAGAUGAUGAAAUUCAAUAGCAAUUUAAACAUUGACUUUGAUAAAUGGUCUCAUGCCAAAAUGGAGAGAGAGACAAAUAAAGUAGAUGGAAAAAUUAUAGAAGAAGAUAUGCCUAAAUUUGGAGCUGGAAGUGAAUUUGGUCGUGAAGCUAGACAAGAAGCAAGGAAACGAAGAUAUGGAGGUAACAAAAAAGUUUCAGAGUCUAGUCCAUGGGCAUUAAAAGUUGGCGGGAAAAAAUUUAGGGGUGUACGUGAAGGAGGAAUUACUGACAAUUCUUCAUAUUACUUGUUUACUCAUGGAGAAGAUGGUAUGGUCAUUGCACAUAAACUAGAAGAGUGGUAUAACUUUCAACCAGUACAACGUUACAAAACAUUAACUUCUGAAGAAGCAGAAGAAGAGUUUGGAAGGCGUAAUAAGGUUUUGAAUCAUUUUACUCUCAUGGUACAAAAAAGGCUUAAAAAUGAAGAAGAGGAAGAUAUUGAUGAAGACGAUAAAACUAAAGGGAAAAAAACAACAAAAAGUCGUAAAAGCAAAGAACUCAAAAUAUCUGAAAUGGAAGAGUGGGAAGAAAGUGAAGAAGAUGAAUCCGAAGAAGAAGAACAAGACGAAGAAAAAAUUGAAAAGAAAAAGAAACAAAAACAAAAAAACAAGGUCAAAGCUAAACCAAAAAAAAAGUCAAAAGGGUCUGACGAAUCAGCAACAGAAGAAAGUGAUGAUGGUGAUGAAGAGGGAAGAGAGUUGGAUUAUAUAUCAGAUUCUUCAGACGAUGUAUCAGAUGACGAAGCUAAAGUUACUAAAGAAAUGCAGGGAGUGGCAGAAGAAAAAGCAUUAAAAAGUCUCUUGACAUCAGAUGAGGAUGAAGAUGAAGAUGCAGAAAAGAAAGAAGAAAAUAAAGAUGAACAAAAUAACACUGAUGUGGAAGAAGAAGAUAAGACCAAAAAAGAAGAAAACAAACCUAAGCAAUCUUCACCAAAUAAGAAAAAAAAGAAAAACAAUGACAAAAAGUCAAAAAAAGAUUCAGAUUCAGAUAGUGAUAGUUCUGUCGAUAGUUCAGAUAUAGACAGUGAGCCAAUUACCAGAAAAAGACCUUUUAAUCUAGAUGCAUUGAAAAAUAAUGGUCCUGAUCUAAUUAGUUUGUCAGGUGAUUCAUCUAAUCAAAGCAUGGAACCUUCCCAGAAAAAAGCUAAAAUUGAUUUUUCUCCAGUUACUUUAUCUGAUACUCAUGGUAUAACUGAAGAAGCUGUCCGUCGAUAUUUGUCACGAAAACCAAUAACUACUACUCAACUUGUGACUAAGUUUAAGAAUCGUUCUAAUUUAAGCUCUGAGCAAUUGGUUAGGAUUAUUGCGUUAUUAUUAAAAAGAAUCAAUCCCGAAAGAAAAAUGAUAAAGAACAAAAUGUACUUGUCAUUAAAACACUAAAAAUGCUAACUAAAAUCAUAUUGAAUUAUAGAACUUUUUUUUUUUGUACUUAAAUAGCUAAGUCAUGUACUCACGCUAUGCCACAAGCACUUGUAGUCAAAAAAACCACUUGUUGGUGAUUUAAUUUGUCUACCUGUGUAUAGGUUGAUGGCUGAUUGUAUUAUCUUAAAUUGUGAUUCAUAGUUUAAUUUAUUUUUAUUAUUAAUUCAUUUUUAUCAU
Molecule: messenger RNA, 1885 nt
Organism: Melanaphis sacchari
Lineage: Eukaryota; Metazoa; Arthropoda; Insecta; Hemiptera; Aphididae
Product: general transcription factor IIF subunit 1-like
Exons: 11
Coding region: 140-1666 (508 amino acids)
Biological process (GO): transcription initiation at RNA polymerase II promoter; positive regulation of transcription elongation by RNA polymerase II
Cellular component (GO): transcription factor TFIIF complex; nucleus
Molecular function (GO): DNA binding; TFIIF-class transcription factor complex binding; RNA polymerase II general transcription initiation factor activity
Source: RefSeq, a predicted model, not a curated record